AAAAAGUUUGUGAACUUGAAAACGUAAAAAGAUCAAUUGGCGAUUACACACUUACACAGCAGUAAGAAUAUACAGGGUAAACCAUUCUAUUACGUAUAUGGGGUAAACAAACAAAAAUAAAAAGUUCAUAAGCAAAACAAUUAUUCAAUAUCCAUUACAUACUUACGAGUCUUAGACACUAUUGCGCUUAUUGUAGACACUUCGCCAUAGCCCACGAUCGGACAGUCGUCAAUCGUCAGUCAAGUUCACUUUGUUCUAACUCAUAAGUCGCGAUCCACAGUCGAUUUCUCAACAUCCCAAACACUAACACUGGUCACAAGUUAACAUUUAUUAUUUAUUAAUUGAUAUUAAAUUUAAAUUUACAAACGAUUGCUUCUAUACAGUAUUUCAUUCUAUGCUCGCUGUUCAGCUACAUACCUUUUACAAUUGAAUAUUCGUACUGUGAAUUAUACAUCACAUGAGUACAAUCGUAAAUUGAACAAUUAAUACAAUCGGGCCGUGAUUCUGGAGGAUAAUCAUGGCCGAAAGUUCAAGUUUGUGGACGACCAAACAAAGGAUUCGUCAUUUAGAUCUACCGAUCAAAAACUUUAUCGAGAACGCAAUUCCUUACCAAUUGGAGACAUUGAAAACCUUAAAAUCCAAUAUUGCCAAGCAAAGACGUUUAGAAAACCGUAGCAGUAUGCGUCAAUUACAAAUGAAAGCCUCACAAUCCAUCAAACGUGCUAGAGCAUUGCUUAGAGAAAUGGAAACCUUAAGAAAUCAAGUGGCUGAUGUUGAUUUACAAACUUUUGAUGACUUAAUGAAUCCAAACAGACAGUUGAUAUUGGAAGCAAUUGAUAUGUUUAAAAAUGAGGAUUUAAAUGAAUAUAAAUCUAAUGCUGUACUAGAAAAUAUGCAUCAAGACAAUACUGAACAAUUAGAAGCAGAAAAUCAAAAACGUAUGUUUUUAGUAUCUAUUGAAGAAGAAAAACAAAAACAGGAAAAAAUGUUGGCGAUUGAAUCCGAUGUUAAAAAUGUCGAGCAAGAUAUAAAAGGCAUUCAAGAUUUGUUUCGUGAUCUCAGUAAAUUAGUAAAUGAUCAAAAAGAAGAUGUUGAAAAGAUUGAAGUUCAUACUGAGACAACACAUGAAAAUGUAAUUCAAGCUGAACAGUCAUUGCGUAAAGCAGCAAAAUUGAAGAAAAUGUCUUAUCCACUUAUUGGAGCUGUGGUCGGCUCUUGUGUUGGAGGUCCAUUAGGCUGUUUGGCUGGUGCUAAAGUUGGAGUAUUUGCCACUGUUACAUGCUUUGUAUUAGGAUUUACUGGUGGUAAAGUACUUAAAGAUAAAUCUAAUGCUGUGGAAGAAACAGAAAACACAACUAAUGUUUUAGUUAAUCAAACAGUAAAAUCGCAUACUGAAUAAGUGAUUUUAAUGAGAUAAUAAUGACAAAUUUAAAUUUAAAUGAAAGUAAAUUGUUGAUUGACAUUAUCCAGUUUUUAUAUUUCAUUUAAUUCAUAUUUUUAUAAGUCUAUGUAUGUUAUAUUUUUUUAAAAAUUAUAUUUUUUCUUAAGAUAAAUAAAAUAAAAUUAUAACUAUUAAUUAUA
This is a messenger RNA of Aphis gossypii (cotton aphid), 1581 nucleotides long. RefSeq names its product syntaxin-17 (gene Syx17). The transcript is spliced from 6 exons. Gene Ontology annotation, cellular component: autophagosome membrane; endomembrane system; SNARE complex. NCBI's taxonomy places the organism in Eukaryota, Metazoa, Arthropoda, Insecta, Hemiptera, Aphididae. Bases 518 to 1399 code for a protein of 293 amino acids. The record is from RefSeq and is a predicted model, not a curated record. Gene Ontology annotation, molecular function: SNARE binding; SNAP receptor activity. Gene Ontology annotation, biological process: intracellular protein transport; vesicle fusion; exocytosis.